AUGCCGAUCUUAGGAGUAAAUUCGGUUAUUAAGUCCCUAGGGUACCUGCCUCCCAGAUCCCCAGCCGACUCAGAAUCCGCUUUCUGCUCCAGCGGCCAGCUCACUGGAGGCUACAGUUUCACUCACUCUCUCCGUGGUUUAUCUUACAUCAGUGCCCUGUUAAUAGAAGCAGAAGAAGAAGAUGGGAAGUCCGUCACUGCCAGAGCCAGAGGGUGGAGUGGAGGCACUCCAAGAGCGGGACCGCACUCCUCCCGCCUCUGUUCUCUUCUAAUUGCGGCAAUUAGUUGCAGCCCUCAUCGGAUUUCUUUUUCUCCUUCCUCUUUUUCUCAAUGAUUUCAGCUGGAUCUGCUUUAGUAUAUCUUAUCUUAUCCUUCUCAGGCAGAUAUACUUUAUUGCUCCCUAGUAUUUGCAAGACCUUCAGAGUGAUAACUUUCUAAGAAGCAGAUAAAAUGGUCCAGUUUGACAAUUUUGUUUUCUUUAUAUUUGAGUGUGCCUUAAGUUUCUUCCUUUCAUUAGAAAAGAAUAGAAUAGAAUAGAAAUUUAAACUUUAUUCUGGGACCA
Nezara viridula (southern green stink bug) is the source of this 561-nucleotide messenger RNA. The record is from the annotation of a GenBank genome assembly. NCBI's taxonomy places the organism in Eukaryota, Metazoa, Arthropoda, Insecta, Hemiptera, Pentatomidae.